Molecule: messenger RNA, 1499 nt
Organism: Xylaria bambusicola
Lineage: Eukaryota; Fungi; Ascomycota; Sordariomycetes; Xylariales; Xylariaceae
Product: alpha-soluble NSF attachment protein
Exons: 4
Coding region: 210-1082 (290 amino acids)
Biological process (GO): SNARE complex disassembly; intracellular protein transport
Cellular component (GO): vacuolar membrane; SNARE complex
Molecular function (GO): soluble NSF attachment protein activity; syntaxin binding
Source: RefSeq, a predicted model, not a curated record
AUUUGGUCGCCCCUAGCGCCUGAGACACCCCGCCAAACCCACUUCAACCUGCCUAGGUAGGUGCAUACCUUGGGCUGACCUACGUAUGUGUAUGCCUUGAGACAGUUCUUCUGUCUUGUCAAUAACACAAGCCUCUCUUCGCCGUAACAAUUGCGCAUAUACCCUAUUCAUUGAAUUCACCCUUAAUCUACUUUCUUCAGUGUCUCAUCAUGGCCGGCGAUCCCCGCGCAUUGCUUCAAAAGGCAGACAAGGCCCUCGCCUCUGCGAGCGGUGGAUUCAGCUUCUUCGGUGGACGCGAAGACAAGUACAUGAAUGCCGCCGAUCUUUAUGUCGAAGCCGCCAAUGCGUUCCGUAUGCAGGGCCUCAUGCGAGAGGCUGGUCUCGCGUUCGAGAAGGCCGCUACCAUCCAGGCUCAGAAUCUCAAGGAACCCGACGACGCCGCGAAUACCAUGGUAGAAUGCUUCAAGGUCUAUCGCAAAGAGAACCCCGAGGACGCUGUGAGGUGUAUCGAAGUCGCCAUCAACCAAUACUGCAAGAAAGGAAACUUCAGGCGUGCCGCUCAACACAAAGAGAACGCAGGCGAGGUGAUUGAGAAUGAGCUGGGUGACAGGAAACGAGCACUCGAGUUCUACGAGCUUGCUGCUGGCUGGUACGAGUCAGACAAUGCUGCAGCGCUUGCAAAUAAGCUGCUAUUGAAGGUGGCAGAUCUUGCUGCUUUAGAAGCAGAUUAUUACAAAGCAAUUCAACACUAUGAAAAGAUCGCAGAGAAUGCCGUCAAUAACAAUUUACUGCGUUAUUCCGUCAAGGAUUAUUUCUUGAAGGCGGGUAUUUGCCAUCUGGCAACUGAGGAUAUGGUUGGAACGAACCGCGCGUUUGAAAAGUACAGAGAGAUGGACCCGGCGUUUGCCAGUACACGAGAGCAUCAGUUACUUGUAGACCUUGCUGGGUCUCUAGAGGCACAGGAUUCGGGAGACUUUGAGGACAAGCUGUUCCAGUUUGACCAGAUGUCUAAGCUGGACAAAUGGAAGACGGAAAUCUUGCUUCGAAUAAAGAAUAACAUCAAGGAGGAAGACUUCGCAUAAACGGACAACAAAGUCAAUAUGGAGUUUACGGUGGGAUUUGGAUCAUAACAAUUACCGGGGUAAAGAACCUAUUAUAAGCAAGCGUUACAGUCUAGUGGUUGACUGACUAUCGUCCGUAUCAAUGGAAAAAACUGACCAUACAAUCUUCGCAUACAUUGGACUUUGGGUGCUAUGUGCAGAUCAUUGACAUCCAAACUUUCUGGUUAGGAAACAUCGCAAGACGCUACGUUCUUCGCGCAGGAAAAUGUAUAAAUAUAUCUUGAUAACUCAUUGGACCCCUAAUGUCCAUUUGUGAUAGAUGAAUUCUAAUGCCAAGGUGCAUGACUGACAGCAUGCUCAUGGUGGGGGAGGAGAAAUAUGGGGUUGCCUUGCGAUAAGCUACGAUAACACUUAGAACCCGAAAAAAAUCCAAAAUCU